GGUGGCGGUGUGUAAUUUUAGAUUUUGCUAUUAAAUUUGUAAUCGGAAUUUUAAAUUUUGACGAUCAUGAAUGAGUUGAUUCUCUUGAAUUGGGAGAUUUCCAAUCUUACGAAAACGUUAACAACGCAUAGAAAGGGUUCAGCAAUAAAAAUUAAAACAGUUGAUUUACUCAAUCAACUUCUGGACACUGUAAGCUUAUUUUUAACGAAUCACUCUAUUGUACCAACGGACAAAUGUGGUGUCGACGAAUUUAUAUUAGAUGAGUAUUUCAUACUGCCCAAAGUUAUAUGUAGGCGCUGUAAUCUAAUGAUGAAAUAUAAACAAUCACAAAUGCUUGAGCAUGCAAAAGUGCAUUCAAAAAGCAAAGCGAGCCUUCUCUUAGAAUCUUUAAAAGGAAGAAAUGAGCAGAAUGUACAAGUAAACACGAAGAGUUCUGAAGCUAAUGAGGUAAAACUUAUAAAUUCAGAAGCCAAAACGAAGAAAUCCAAAAACAGGAAAAAGAAACCUAAGGCAGUGUUAGAACCUAUUAUCAAUGGUCAACCAACUAGUAAAUUACCUCCUACAGUGCGAGAAGGCAUCCCGCAUACAAAUGCCAAGAGUUCAUGUGACCAAUCUAAGAAAGGCAUUGAUGUAAAUAAUGAAAUCACGAAAAAACCGGCCACUGUACAGAUAACGUUGCGUCCAAGUGCACCAGAUGCCACGAUGUCAACUAAAAUUGUUCAAAAACCUCCCAAAAAUGAUCAACUAACUACCAAAUUACCUCCUACAGUGCGAAAAGGUACCUCACAGCUUGAUGGCAAGAGUCCGCAUGAGCAAUAUAUGCAGGGCGAUGAUGUAAAGAAAGAUAUCACUAGAAAUCCGGCCACUGCGCCGGUGAAGUCGUGCCGAUGUGCUCUAGAUUCAACGAUGUCAACAGAAAAUGUCCAACAACCUGCUACUAGCAUUGCUGUGGAGAUUGAUGAAGGCAAUUCAAAUGCAGAUGAUAAGGAUCAGUGUGAGCGAUCUAUAAAAGACAUUACUAAAGAAUCAGUCACUCAGAUAAAAACGUCUCCAUGUCCGCUAGAUUCAAUGACAUCAAAUAAGGAUGUCCAACAGUCUGAAACUCUAACCGCAGCGGUUGAUUGCAAGUCAGCGGAUAAAGAGACAAAUGUAUCCGUUUUGCCAUUUCACAAGGUUUAUGCUCCUGCUACAACAAAAGAGGAAAAUCAUGACAAAAUAGUAAGACCACGCCGAAAACCUCGUAAAAGAGGUCAUCCAGAAAACAUAACAUGCAUUGAGAAAGGUUGUAUUCCUAUCUGUGAUAUUGAUUUGACAAAGAAGUUGAAAAAGUUUUUGCAGAAAAUUCCAAUUGAAUAUGUGAGAAACAGAACGAAGCACAACUUGAUGGUAAUGAAAUCAUCAGUUCAUACAAAUAUUGCCCAAGGUCUAGAAAAGUUGCUCCGGUUAUUUUUCCCCAAAGUAAAAGCUUACGCCUUUGGCUCUAGAAUUACUGGUCUUGCAGGCGAAACUAGUGAUUUGGAUAUCUUUCUUGAUCUAGAUGACUGUUAUGAUGGACAAAAUUGUUCAAAAGUGAAUCAGGAACUCUAUGUACGGACGGUCGAGCAUAUUCUGCGUGAUUCUAAUGAGUGGAUGUAUUUUGACGCUGUUAUCAGUGCCAGGACUCCUAUUCUGCGUGCUUGGAAUAUUUCUGAAAAAGUUGACUGUGACAUUUCAUUUGCGAAUGGACUAUCGCACCGCAAUUCAAUGUUGAUCAAGUACAUGUUUGAAUUACAACCAAUUGCUUAUUCUAUGGCUAUCUAUAUAAAGGAAUGGGCCAAAUACGCCAACAUUAGCGGACUCAACAGUUACACUUUAACUAUGUUAAUAUUUUUUUUCCUGCAAAAGAAAGAACUCUUGCCUUCUGUAUACCGGCUGCAAUUUGAUUGCAAACCGCCACUUUACAUUAAGAGGUGGCAAGCAGAUUUCGAAAGAAAAACAUUAGAAGAGUUGAAAAUUACUGCUGCUGAAGAAACUUCUACAGAUGUUUUGUUAGCAAGCUUUUUCUUAUUUUAUGGGAGAAUUUUUCCCAUCGAGACACAUGUAAUUUGUCCUUAUCUUGGCAUGGCUCCGCGUAAAACAGAUUUCGAUCCAAACCAGUUCAAAUGGCCAGUGCAAAUGAAGGCACUAGCAGACUUCUACGACCAAUUGUCAUCCGAUAGAUAUACGAGUAACGACAUUCUAGCCUAUACAAAACCAAUUGUCGUUCAAGACCCGUUCGAUUUAGCUCAUAAUGUGGCAAAAGGACUUGAUUUGGCAGAUGCCAGUAAGUUUAUACACUAUUGUACGCAGUCAGCAUCCGAACUAGAGCAACAAUUUACUCGCUUAAAUAAUGUCUCCGCUCUCGAAGCAUUACAAACUAUGAAAAUGAACGCUCAUUUGCCUUGUAACUAGCAUUUUUUGUUUUUUUUAAAUAAAAAUUAAAAACAAUUUAGUUGUUUAUUUUGU
Molecule: messenger RNA, 2484 nt
Organism: Sabethes cyaneus
Lineage: Eukaryota; Metazoa; Arthropoda; Insecta; Diptera; Culicidae
Exons: 4
Coding region: 67-2430 (787 amino acids)
Biological process (GO): mitochondrial mRNA polyadenylation
Molecular function (GO): poly(A) RNA polymerase activity
Source: RefSeq, a predicted model, not a curated record